AUGUCACCAAAAAAGCAUCAAGCACCAUCCUUACCAGGCUUACCAACCUAUUCAUCCUCUGGCUCCUCCUCCAGUAGCUCAGAGUCAGAACCAGAAGACUACAAACCAAAGGUCAAGCAAGAAGUAGCCGCAACUCAACAAGUAGAGCCAGUCCAAAUGGCAGAGCCAAUCCAAGAAGUAGAGGCAGCGCAAGGAGUCGUGGGAUACAGCUGGCCACCACCGGGCUCACCCACAGAAGUCGCUGAAGACGAACCCAAACCCGAACUUGAUCCGCUCCCAGAUGACAUAAAUUGGGAUAACGACGAAGAAGCACUCGGAAACGAUGGAAACGAGGGUGAAAACGAAGGAGAACCGCAGACCAGCGGCGUCGGGGCCCAGAACCCCAUAAUCGAAGAGCCCGUAGAACCUUCCUCGCCACUAGGCCCCCAAAUCGACUCAGCGGCUUCGUCGCCGCUAGGUCCAAAAAGUCCCACUCCACCCCCUCCGUCUCCCGGUCCUCCAGCAAACAAACCGAAGGAGAAAGAGACGGGUAUGGAGGAUGACGCGCCAGAUGCUGCUGUAGCCCGCGCGGUAGCCGCAGCAAAGAAACGAAAACGCGAGGAGGAAGCUAGAACUAAGCGCAAGGCGCCGCCGCGGAAGAAGACACGGUUUGCGUCACCAGAGAAAGGGGAUGACGAUGACGACGACGACGAUGACGACGAGUCGCCUGAUGCUCCAUCUGAACCAGCAGUAGUUGAGACAGUGAAGAAGCCGAGGAAGAAGAACAACAACAACGGGAAAAAGGAAAGCACAAAGACGAAACCGGGCAAAGCCCCUCCCAAAAAACCGACAAAGAACACCCCGACAGGCGGUAAGGCAAAGAAGGGUGAGGGUACAGAGAAAGUGAAGUGUAGUGGAAGAACGACCAAGGGCGAGCCGUGUAAGAACGAGAAGAAUGUGAGGGAGGGAGAUGAUUAUAAUUGUGGGAAGCAUAAGUCUGAUAAGUGA
Molecule: messenger RNA, 987 nt
Organism: Alternaria arbusti
Lineage: Eukaryota; Fungi; Ascomycota; Dothideomycetes; Pleosporales; Pleosporaceae
Exons: 3
Coding region: 1-987 (328 amino acids)
Source: RefSeq, a predicted model, not a curated record